Messenger RNA from Oncorhynchus keta (chum salmon), 3356 nucleotides. Its product is annotated as high-affinity choline transporter 1-like. Gene Ontology annotation, molecular function: choline:sodium symporter activity. The record is from RefSeq and is a predicted model, not a curated record. NCBI's taxonomy places the organism in Eukaryota, Metazoa, Chordata, Actinopteri, Salmoniformes, Salmonidae. Gene Ontology annotation, cellular component: plasma membrane. The transcript is spliced from 9 exons. Gene Ontology annotation, biological process: acetylcholine biosynthetic process; transmembrane transport; choline transport. The coding region runs from base 266 to 1951 and encodes 561 amino acids.
AGAAUACAGCGCAAGUGUAGUAGUGCAAAGCUAAAAUAUCAGUAAAUCAUAAAUUCCACAAAUAUAUUUUUCACAGUGUGGUCAACAUAUUUUUACUACAAUUGUUUUUUUAGUUUAGUCCACGAGUGUACUGUAUUGAUCAAUUAUUAACUUGUUAUAUUCACUACACUAAUAAACUCUUAGGACUAGAGGGAGGAGUUAGAAGAUGUUCUCAAAGUACAUUUAGGUUUUUCCUCUGAGAGGAUCAAGGAAAUUGCACAUCGAGAUGGCGCUUAACUGGCCCGGCCUGCUGUCAAUCGGUGUGUUCUACCUCAUCGUCCUCGCAACAGGCGUCUGGGCGUCCAGGAAGUCCAAACGCGAGGAGAGGAAGUGCACUGGAAACCUUAGUGAGGUUGCCAUGGUUGGAGGGCGGAACCUCAACAUCUGGGUCAGCAUCUUCACUACCACAGCUACAUGGGUGGGAGGAGGUUUCAUCUUAGGCAAUGCUGAGGUGGUCUACGACCCUAAAAGAGGCCUGGCUUGGGCCAUCGCACCAAUAGGCUUCGUCCUUAGCCUGGUUGUAGGUGCGUUGUUCUUUGUGAAACCGGUCCGAGAGAAGAAUUACGUCACCAUAAUGGAUCCGUUCCAGGAGAAGUAUGGAAACACGUUAACUGCUAUUCUCUUUGUCCCAUCACUCCUUGCUGACAUCUUCUGGAUAGCCUGUGUGCUCGCUGCAUUAGGGGGAACGGUGAGUGUGAUCAUGGAUAUCCCAUCACCCUUGGCUGUGGCCCUGUCUGCUGCCGUGGCAGUUCUCUACACAUUACUGGGAGGGCUGUACUCGGUGGCCUACACUGAUGUCAUCCAGCUCAUCUUCAUGUUCCUCAGCCUGUGGUUCUGUGUGCCCUUCAUACUGAUGAGCCCCGCCUCAACAGACAUUACAGUCACAGCGGUGACAAAACUGUAUCAGGAGCCAUGGACCGGCAGGCUGAAGGUGGCAGAUGCAGGGCGCUGGCUGGAUGACCUGCUACUGGUGACUCUAGGUGGAAUCUGUUACCAGGCCUUCUACCAGAGAGUCCUGGCCACAGCCACUGUGGCUCAGGCUCAGUUCACUUGCUAUGCUGCCUCUGUCUUCUGCUUCAUCCUCGCCAUACCACCUCUUCUCAUUGGUGCUGUGGCAGCAUCCACAGAUUGGAACCAGACCAGUUUUGGUCUACCUACUCCCUACGAGCAGGGCAAGGCGGGUAUGAUUCUGCCCAUCUCCCUGCGCUACCUGUGUCCACCUUUCGUCUCUCUUGCCGGAAUCGGCGCCAUUGCUGCUGCCGUGAUGUCAUCUAUUGACUCGGCCCUGCUGUCUUCUGCGUCCCUUUUUGCCAGAAACAUCUACAAAAACAUUUUCAGCAAAAGGGCCUCUGAGAAACAAAUUCUACGGGUUGUAAAGGUGUCCAUCCUACUGUUUGGUUUCAUGGGGGCGGGCUUGGCCAUGACGACCUCCUCUGUGUAUGUCUUCUGGAUUCUCAGUGGAGAUGUGAUGUACACGGUAGUGUGUGCACAGUUGAUCUGCAUCCUCUUUCUACCUGGGAAGGUCAAUGGGUAUGGUGCCUUGGCAGGCCUUGUGGUAGGGCUACUGCUGCGGCUACUAGUGGGAGAGCCCCUGCUUGGUGUGCCUGGACUCAUGCCCCUUCCCUGGGACAGCCUACACGAGGACGGGUGUCUGCUGCAUGUCUUCCCAUUCCGCACCGGCAUCAUGUUGGUCUCUCUGGCCACCAUCCUGGUUGUGUCACGUUUCGCAGCCUGCCUUUUCCUUAAAGGGCUACUGCCUGACAACUGGGAUGUAUAUGGACUUGGUCAAAAAAGGAGGAUUUUGAUGAAGGAUAUGGUAGCUAAGGAUCUGACUGAGAAGAUUGGACUGAACACAAGGCAGAUGGACCCAUCUCCUCAUGCGAGCACAGAAGAUAUGAGGUCUUUACAAUGACUUGGGGUUCCAUCAUGUAGAUAGUUACAGUGGGGCAAAAAAGUAUUUAGUCAGCCACCAAUUGUGCAAGUUCUCCCACUUAAAAAGAUGAGAGAGGCCUGUCAUUUUCAGCAUAGGUACACUUCAACUAUGACAGACAAAAUGAGAAAAGAAAUCCAGAAAAUCACAUUGUAGGAUUUUUUAUGAAUUAAUUUGCAAAUUAUGGUGGAAAAUAAGUAUUUGGUCACCUACAAACAAGCAAGAUUUCUGGCUCUCACAGACCUGUAACUUCUUCUUUAAGAGCCUCCUCUGUCCUCCACUCGUUACCUGUAUUAAUGGCACCUGUUUGAACUUGUUAUCAGUAUAAAAGACACCUGUCCACAACCUCAAACAGUCACACUCCAAACUCUACUAUGGCCAAGACCAAAGAGCUGUCAAAGGACACCAGAAACAAAAUUGUAGACCUGCACCAAACACAUGAAAAUCAUAUUUCAACCAGGCAGGUACGCCACAAAAGUCAGAAAUAGCGAUAUAAUUAAUGCCUUACCUUUGAAAAUAUUCUUCUGUUGGCACUCCAAAAUGUCCCAGAAACAUCACAAAUAGUCCUUUUGUUUGAUAAUGUCCUUCUUUAUGUCCCAAAAAUGUCAAUGUAUUUGCCGCGUUUGAUUCAGAAAUACACCGGUUUCAACUCGCCCAACAUGCCUACAAAGUAUCUAAUAAGUUACCUGUAAACUUGGUCCAAACAUUUCAAACAAUGUUCCUAAUCCAACCUCAGGUACCCUAAAAUUUAAAUAAUCAAUCAAAUUUAAGACAGAAUAAACUGUUUCUAAUACCUGAUAAAAACAACGUGAAGCGUGCUCCAGUUCACACGCACCAAAACAGUAGAGUCCACCUGGAGUGACUACUUCUUAACUUUUCAAAAGAAAAACAUUGAACAAUUUCUAAAGACUGUUGACAUCUAGUGGAAGCCAUAAGAACUGCAGCUAGGUUCCCAUAGAAAACAACUGGAAAAAUCCAAUGACCUCAAUUUUUUUUAUUCCCUGGAUGGUUUGUCCUUGGGGUUUUGCCUGCCAUAUCAGUUCUGUUAUACUCACAGACAGUAUUUUAACAUUUUUAGAAACUGUAGAGUGUUUUCUAUCCAAAUAUACCCAUUAUAUGCAAAUCCUAGCUUCUGUGCCUGAGUAACAGGCAGUUUACUUUGGGCACGCUUUUCAUCCGGAGGUGAAAAUACUGUCCCAUACCCAAGAGAGGUUAAUUCAAUAAACAAUGUUACCUUUUCAAAGAAAUGUAGUUUGUGGAAAAUACUGUUUCCUUUUCUUGUUACUUGUUUGUCAUCUUCAUGUUUAUGGUACAUUUGUAUGAAUAUCCUUCAAAGUCUGUUUGUUUAGAAAUAAAUAAAAAUACAAGCUAAAUAACGAGUGAUCAA